Molecule: messenger RNA, 489 nt
Organism: Nematolebias whitei (Rio pearlfish)
Lineage: Eukaryota; Metazoa; Chordata; Actinopteri; Cyprinodontiformes; Rivulidae
Gene: ubl4a
Product: ubiquitin like 4A
Biological process (GO): post-translational protein targeting to endoplasmic reticulum membrane
Molecular function (GO): protein binding
Source: RefSeq, a predicted model, not a curated record
GACGAAGAAGAAGAAGAAGAACCGACUUGCUUUCUUUCGAACUAUCGGCGUGGCGUUAUUUGGCUGUGUUUAUUCACUUAAUCCUUAAACGUAUUUUGUGUCUUUUUGUGUGUUUUCGCCCCCGUCGAGUUCAAAAUGAUCCUCACCGUGAAGCCGCUUCAAGGAAAAGAGUGCAGUGUUCAGGUUACUGAAGAUGAAAAAGUCUCUACUGUGAAGGAACUUGUGUCUGAGCGACUGAACAUACCUGCAAACCAGCAGCGGUUACUCUACAAAGGAAAAGCGCUUGCAGAUGAACACAUGCUGAGCGAUUACUCCAUCGGACCAGAAGCUAAAUUGAACCUGGUUAUCCGUCCUGUGGGGGAGAGGAGUGCCGGCUCUGGACUGGCCGGCAGCAGCACACACGGAGGAGUGUGGCAGACUGUGUCCACUAUACUGGCCAGACACUUCAGUCCAGCAGAUGCAGCAAGAGUCCACGAACAACUUAUAAAG